CACUGAAUAGUGAAUACUGGAUUGUUCAUUUGUUCGGAAUCACUGAUUAUGUUUUCUGUUUGUUUGAAGUCAUAUGUGCAACAGCUAGAAAGCAGCAAGCUGAAGCUUGCACAACUAGAGCAGGAGCUCCAGAAAGCUCGUCAGCAGGGAAUCUUCAUUUCUAGCUCCGGAGACCAGACCCAUGCCAUGAGUGGAAAUGGGGCAAUGACUUUCGACCUAGAAUACACUAGAUGGCUUGAGGACCAAAACAAGCAAAUCAAUGAGUUGAGGACUGCAGUUAAUGCUCAUGCAAGUGACAGUGACCUGCGCCUUAUCGUAGAUGGGAUAAUGGGGCAUUAUGAUGAAAUAUUUAAGGUCAAAGGUGUAGCUGCCAAGGCUGAUGUGUUCCAUAUACUGUCAGGCAUGUGGAAGACGCCUGCCGAAAGGUGCUUCCUGUGGCUUGGGGGUUUCCGUCCAUCCGAGCUCUUAAAGCUGCUGGUGAAUCAUCUGGAGCCGCUAACCGAGCAGCAGAUGUUGGGAUUGACCAACCUCCAGCAAUCUUCCCAGCAGGCAGAGGAUGCAUUGUCACAAGGAAUGGAAGCAUUGCAGCAAUCACUGGCGGAGACUUUGGCUGGAUCUCUGGGUUCCUCCGCUGGCUCUUCAGGGAAUGUUGCAAACUACAUGGGUCAGAUGGCCAUGGCCAUGGGCAAGCUUGGAACGCUCGAGAACUUUCUUCGCCAGGCCGACAACCUGCGACAGCAGACCUUGCAUCAGAUGCAGCGGAUCCUGACGAUCCGUCAGGCCUCCCGCGCCCUUUUGGCUAUACAUGACUACUUCUCGCGUUUGCGCGCGCUGAGCUCUCUGUGGCUUGCUAGGCCCAGGGAAUAACCAAGGAUCAUCGCGCGCUGGAUUUCCCCCAAGCUGAUGUGUACAACGCCGGGGGUGCUCUUCAUAUUGCUGCAGAUAAUUUGGGUAUUCGAGCUUUUCUUCUUGUAUAAUUAUGUGUAGCUGCUUUUUGGGUCCAGGGUUUGUACUCAGGUGGUAUACAAGUAGGUGGGGGGAGCCUGUAAGUUACAAUGGUUGUAGAACUGUGUUGGGAAUAAAAACUAGGUAAGUCAGGACGAGUCCUAAUUAAGUUGUGUCACAGAUCUGUAGUGGCUGGAAAAUUGGUGCUCCGUGUAUUUUAGCUGUUGUCCCUGUGGUGGUUGAACAUGGUGAAUACAUAUGAACUUGUUCCAUUUGGUUGCUCAA
Triticum urartu is the source of this 1230-nucleotide messenger RNA. NCBI's taxonomy places the organism in Eukaryota, Viridiplantae, Streptophyta, Magnoliopsida, Poales, Poaceae. The record is from RefSeq and is a predicted model, not a curated record.